AAAACCACACAAGUUAAACUAUAACAAAAACGUUAUUAGAAAGAUGGAGUUUUCUUGCAAGGACUUCAAGGUGGGAAAAUGUGAGGGAGAAAAAGUGGUGGAUGGAGAAACCAUGCCCUUGGUGCUGCAACCUCCAGUGGCUAACAAGAGUGAUUUGGAGUCCUUGGUCUUGGCUCUGAAGAACAACAAAGAGUGGUUUGAGCAAAUGAUCAUCAAGAACAGUGCUGUUCUUCUCAGAGGCUAUGAUGUCAAGAAUGCUGAGGACUUCAAUGAGAUCGUAGAAACCUGUGGAUGGGAAGACAUUCGUUAUGUAGGACCAGCACCUCGCACGCAUAUUUACAAAAGGGUAUGGACUGCCAACGAAGGACCCCUCUCAGAGUUCAUAUACUAUCACCAUGAAAUGGUUUUGAUUCGGGAAUACCCCAAGAAAGUGAUACUGUUUUGUGAGAUACCUCCCCCUGAAGGGGGAGAGACCCCUUUUGUUCCAAGUUUCAAAGUGACAGAAAGGAUGGUGGAGGAGUUCCCAGAAGAGGUGAAGGAGAUGGAGAAGAAGGGGUUGAAGUAUUCAUUUACAGCUCGUAGUACUCAGAAUGAUAACUCCUCCAUGAGAGGUAGAGGGUGGGAGGAUGCAUUUGGAACCUCAGAUCGCAAAGAAGCUGAGAGAAGGGCAAAAGCUCUAGGAAUGGACAUGGAGUGGCUUCCAGAUGGUGGGGUGAAGACAAUACUUGGACCAAGAAACUUAACCAAGGUAUUUGAAGGAAGGAAAGGAAGAAGAAUGUGGUUCAACACCUUGGUAGGAAUGUAUGGGAAGGAGCUUAGCUCAGCCAUGAUGGCAGAUGGAACAGAGAUUCCAGAACAUGUAGUGAAAAGGUGUGAACAGAUCAUUGAAGAAGAGAGCAUUCAGUUCAAGUGGGAGAAAGGGGAUGUUGUCUUCUUUGAUAACUAUGCUUUGCUUCAUGGUAGAAGACCUUCCCUUCCUCCUAGGAAAGUCCUAGUUUCUACAUGCAAGUAAUUUGAUAUUAUAGUGUUCAAAUUAUAUAUAUGCUAAGAGAUAAAGGGUGUUGAGGAUAAAAGCUAUGAAUAAGUGUGUCAUUUCACCAAUAUAUAUUACAAGGAAAAGUGAUGUAUGGCGACUUUCAAUA
Cajanus cajan (pigeon pea) is the source of this 1142-nucleotide messenger RNA. RefSeq names its product clavaminate synthase-like protein At3g21360. The record is from RefSeq and is a predicted model, not a curated record. Gene Ontology annotation, molecular function: oxidoreductase activity. NCBI's taxonomy places the organism in Eukaryota, Viridiplantae, Streptophyta, Magnoliopsida, Fabales, Fabaceae.